AUCGGUGACUAAAUUAAAAUUAAUUCUUCAAUUAUACGAUUAUACGAAGGAAUAAAAGAAACGAUGUACACGUGUCGCGUAUAACAUCUUGUCGAGCUGUCAGUCGCUCAGGAGUGGCUGCAGCGUGUUAAGCAUGGCGCCGCACCGAGCGUUUUCACGUCCCGGUUUUUCCAAUCUUUGACGUAUUCGUACGAUGUAUUUGGUUUAAGAAUACCCUCUGCUACCGUCGAAUUGAUCACGAGUCUUCGUUUUUUUAUCCAGUUUCGUGCUGAAAAGGAUAACGCCUCUGGUAGAAGCAACUCUGGCACUGUUGCAAAAUGCUUCCACUCUCGCACAAAGACUCACGAAAUCUCAGUAGCCGGAUAAAGGAGCAGUUAUUGGGAUGGAAACGUUUGAUAUUUUCUGACAAGAAUACUAGAAAUUUGUUUUUGUUUCUUCUUCUUAAUUUGUCCUUUGCUUUCAUUGAAUUACUAUAUGGAGUAUGGACAAACAGUUUGGGCUUAAUAUCCGAUAGCUUUCACAUGUUCUUUGAUUGUACUGGUUUAUUGUUUGGCUUGGCAGCAUCAGUUAUAACCAAAUGGAGAGCAAAUGAACGAUACUCCUAUGGCUAUGUCAGAGCAGAAGUUUUGGGGGGAUUCGUCAAUGCUUUACUUCUAUUUUUCAUUGCUCUUUUCAUCAUGUCUGAGGCUGUGGAAAGAUCCAUUGAACCACCAGAGAUAAAACAUGAAAGACUUUUGGUUGUGUCUAUUAUGGGGUUGAUAGUUAAUUUAGUUGGAAUAUAUGUGUUCCAUCAUGGACAUGGACACGGCCAUGGAAUGGGACAUGGCCAUUCGCAUUCUCACACUCAAUCUCAUGGGGGUCAUGGACAUUCCCAUUCGAAUCAUAGUCACAGCCAUGAUCAUCUUGAUAUCGAAAUCGAUCCCUCCUUUACUGGUACAAAUUCUCAGAUUAUGAAAGGAGUUUUCCUGCAUAUCUUGGCAGACACGCUCGGAUCUGUAGGUGUAAUUGUAUCAGCAGUGCUGAUGCGUUUGUUUGGUUGGUUCAUAGCCGAUCCGAUCUGUUCCAUGCUGAUCUCAGUAUUGAUAGUUUUAAGUGUGCUUUCCUUAAUGAAAGACUCAUGGGAAAUAUUGAUGCAAAGGCAACCAGCAGCAUUGGAUCAUGUUCUACCACAGUGCUACAAUAAAGUGACCCAACUGGCGGGAGUAUACAGUGUACAAGAACCGCAUUUCUGGACGCUGUGUUCGGAUGUAUACGUUGGGUGCUUGAAAUUAGAAGUGGCUAGAACAGUAGAGCCCAAAUACGUUGUAGCGCACACGCAAAUGAUAUUCCAAUCGGCUGGAGUAAGGCAUCUAACGGUUCAACUGGAUUACGCACCUAUGUGAUCUACGAAAAACGUGCAUCUCAUUAAGUGUUCUUAUAAGUGCUCCAAAACUGUAUUUGUUUGCGGAGUCUGUCAGAAACAGGCAAGGAACAUUGCGCUAGUGCAGAAUAUUUCUGCCAUUUUAAAAUUGUGCAGAUGCAUUGUUCUGAGCAACAGUGAAUAUCAUCUUGGAUUACAGAUUGUCUAAGAAUGGAAAUAAUCGGUGCAGUUUACUGCCAUAUUCCUAAGGACGAUAUUAGAAUUUCAUCCUCUAUUUCAUUCCCUCGUUUCUGCAGUUGUACAUAAAUAUUGGCUCCCUCGUGUUUUACAAUUACUUCUUUACCAAGUCGCGAAUUAUCUUUCAAGCCCUCUUUUUAAACCGAAGCUCAGGAGUAAUGUUUUGUAUUGUACAUCGAAGCCAUUACAUCAAAUUGCAUUUAAAACUCAGAGAAACUACUGGCGGAAACUACUUAGAUUUUUUUACCUGUUCAACAUUGAAAGCCACAACUACGAGGGCAUUUUCAUAAUUUCCUUCGUACCGCCUAAUUUCCCGUGUAUUGCGAUUUCUAACGUAAAGUCCAAACAUUAUGGUCGAGCGUGUGCAAAACUCUGAAUAAUGAAUCAUUGCGUUUGCUCACGAUAGAAACGGUUAAAUCGAUCUACAAGCAGCUGUAGACAUCGCUAGUCAUCGCUAUACAAAACAUGUGAAAUGUAUAUUAUAUAUAUAAAAGUGCAACUUUAUAAAAUGUAAUAUAAAUCGAUAUUCUUACGUUUAUACGAUGUUAUGCUUUUCUCAAGAUUGUAUUUACUUCGUAACUAAUUUUGUUGGUGUAAAGUUCAAUUGAGAAAGUGAUG
Messenger RNA from Hylaeus volcanicus, 2215 nucleotides. RefSeq names its product zinc transporter 7 (gene ZnT86D). Gene Ontology annotation, cellular component: membrane; Golgi apparatus. Gene Ontology annotation, biological process: zinc ion transport; transmembrane transport; intracellular zinc ion homeostasis. Lineage: Eukaryota; Metazoa; Arthropoda; Insecta; Hymenoptera; Colletidae. Gene Ontology annotation, molecular function: zinc ion transmembrane transporter activity. The transcript is spliced from 2 exons. The coding region runs from base 318 to 1382 and encodes 354 amino acids. The record is from RefSeq and is a predicted model, not a curated record.